This is a messenger RNA of Chlamydomonas reinhardtii, 2681 nucleotides long. RefSeq lists its product as uncharacterized. Bases 210 to 1481 code for a protein of 423 amino acids. The record is from RefSeq and is a predicted model, not a curated record. Gene Ontology annotation, cellular component: cytoplasm. The transcript has 4 exons. NCBI's taxonomy places the organism in Eukaryota, Viridiplantae, Chlorophyta, Chlorophyceae, Chlamydomonadales, Chlamydomonadaceae. Gene Ontology annotation, molecular function: guanyl-nucleotide exchange factor activity.
CUAAAACGCACUGCCGUUGUGCAUAUUGCACGACGACCUCAUAGUCUAGCCCAUAGUCCAUGAAAUCUUUGCCAAAGUGAGCUCUGAUGGCCUUGGCACUCGCCUGGCGCGCCGAAUUCCACCUUACUCACCCAGCCUUGCCAUCGCCCAAGCGUGGCAGCAAGCCCCACGCGCGCAACGACCCGUAAAGCGCCCCCGAUUCCCUGACCAUGUCUGCAUGUCGCGGCGGAGGCGGCCAUCCCGGAGCUGGACCCCCUGCUGCUCUUGUGUGGUGCUUCGGCGCGGGCACUGGCGGACAGCUGGGACGCGGCGGCACGGCAGAUGCGCUGACGCCGCAGGCUCUGCUGCUGCGCGCCCGCGACCCCAGCGAGCCAGCGACAGAGGCUCCUCGUGUUUCAGAUGGGCGUGCCAGUGGAGAUGCUGACGUAUCAAGCACUCUGCACCUAGCAGCCGGCGGCAAUCACGUGGUCGCGUGGUGGCGGGGCACGCCGCAGCCGCAGGCGGGGGUUACGGGUGGCGUGUCAGCACGCACGCCGCGCGCCGUACUCCACGGCAGCUGCACAGAUGCAACUAGCAGCGCCACAGGCGGUGCACUAACCAAAACAGACACCACACGCAGUGGCGAUGAUGGUGGGCAAGGUGCCUGGGGCAGGACGGGGCCCGACGGCGACAGUGGCGUCCAAGGCAGCACACCAGCGCCGGAGGCGGCGGCGGACGUCCUAACCUGGGGCCAUGACGUCGCAGGUGCAGGUACAGGUACAGGUGCAGCAGCAGCUGCUCAAUUCUCACCAGCAUCCGCGCCCGUACCAGCAGCCGACACGAGGGAGCCACGGCCAUCGGCUCCAUCAAUGACGGGGCCAAUCCUCACCGCGACGCCAGAACCGGCUGCGUGUGGGGCAGAGGCGCAGGAGGUGGUGGAUGAGGUCACGGGCUGCCGGCUGCUGCUCACGCCGCGGGCGGUGGCGCUGCCCCGUGGGGGCUGCGGCGGCGGCUCACGGGUGCGCCAGGUGGCGUGCGGCUGGGAGCACACGGUGUACCUCACAGAGGAUGGCUCUGUGUGGGUUGCUGGUAGAGGCAGUCGAGGCCAGCUGGGGUUGGGCCCAGGGCCUGGCGGCGCAGCCGCGGCGCAGCCGCAGCCUCUCUCCGGCGCCCUGGCUGCCGCACUGCCUACCGGCUGGGCCGUGACCUGCGUGGCGGCGGGCAUGUGGCACACGCUGUUCGCGGCGACUGGCCCCGGGGCGCCGGGGCCCCCGAGGGAGCCGCAGCGGGGGCGCCGCAGUGGGAGCACUGGCUGGAGCGGGCUCAGGGCCGUGGGCUGGACAAUGGGCAGACGCGGCUGCAGUCAUCUUGGGAUGCGGCUCCAACCGGCGACAGCAGCUGGGCGCGUGCGGGCAGCCGGACUGGGAGCCACGCACCGGGGCAGUGAGCGGGCAGGCGAGUGCUGCUGGCGGCGCCUCGGCAACGGCGCCGCCGCUUGCUGAGGACCGCAAGCCGCGGCUUGCCCGCGGCGCCAGCAGCAACAGUGGCAGAGCCGGCGGCGGUGGCGGCAGUUGCGCGAAGCCACCCGCAGUUGCAGCUGCGUGGACACCCGUGUUGGUGCAUCUGAUACCGGGGAGCUCGUCCGGCGCUGCCGCCCCAACCGCCCCAGCCACUGCUGGAGUGCUCGUGGCGGCGGGCGGUGACCGGAGCGCCUACCUCGAUGCUAGGAUCGGCUGCUUGUUCGUGUGGGGGCGUGGUCUGCCGCCGGAAGUGCACGACAGCGGCCAGCCUAGGGAGGUGCCGCUGCUUCGCGGCACCGGGGCAGCUGAUGCCGCAGGUGGAGAUUCCAAGGCUGCGGCUGCUGCCACGACCUCGGCCGCGGCUGCUGCCAGCGCGCAGCCCAGUGAGGGGCCGUGUACGGUGAAGGCGGUGGCGUGGCGACAGGUGGCUCUGGGCUGGCAACACGUCUUGGCAGUGGACACAUGCGGCCGCGUGUGGGCUUGGGGCAGCAACAGGAACGGACAGCUCGCCAGGCCACUGCCGGAGGCGGCGGCCAUGCCGCCACUGCAGUCGCCAGCAACAGCAACGGCCACAGCUACCGGUGUUGCAGCCACAACUGGGUUGCAGGCACAACAACGAAGCUCAUUGCAACCUCAAGCAGUGACAGGGACAGGAGCCGACGUGUUGCGGCAUGCGGAGGCCGCUGGAGAUGGCGGCGGCGUGGAGAUGGUGGCUGCAAGCGCGGCUCCAUUGCAAGUGGCGCUUCCGGCAGCAGCAGCGUGUGUUGCCGCGGGCUCGGAGCAUUGUGCGGCGGUGCUGUUGGACGGACGCAUCUUCACAUGGGGCUGGGGAGAGCACGGCAUGUUGGGAGUGGGAGACACGCAUAGCCGCUGGCAACCACAGGGCGUGGCGUUUGGUGGGGAAUCGGUGGGGCAGUGUAGGGUCGUGGCUUGUGGCGCAGGCUUCACGGUGUGCGCCUAGAAGCAUUGGGCACUUGCGAUAGCAUUUACAUCUGGUCUCAUCUGUACCUGUGACCUACUGAAACUUUCUGGAUGGUAACAGAGGCGCCUUUCUGGUUGAUAACGUCCUAUAUACGGCAGUCUGUUAGGCUCAUCCCCCAUGUAACCCCAACCAGCCCUUCCCGCUUCCGGCUCCCUCCUGCGACGUCCAGCCGCUACUCUCCGCCUCUCCUCGUUGUCCCG